Aegilops tauschii subsp. strangulata is the source of this 3422-nucleotide messenger RNA. The record is from RefSeq and is a predicted model, not a curated record. Lineage: Eukaryota; Viridiplantae; Streptophyta; Magnoliopsida; Poales; Poaceae.
AAGGGAGGAAGAUCCACGAGAGAGAACACAGACACGACGACACCCACCCCAUUGCCUGCCGCGAGCGCGCAAAAGCCUUUUUAAUCGCGGUGGGAGGAGGAGGGGGAGGGGCACGGCACCACCACCACCGCAUCCACAAGAAACAAACAAAGCGAGAAAGCGAGGUGCAUUUCGUUUGUGCGCGCCCGGCCCUGGGGCGUAUAUUAAACCACCAGUAGAGUUUGUGCGUGUGCUCUGCUCUGCUCCGUUAAAUCCCAUUUCGCCCGGGAAGCCAAGCCACACACCGAGGCACCGAGCUCCCCUCUCCUUUUUCUUUUCUCUCACCGCCCCCCACCGAGCAACUCCAUCUCCUCCUCUAGCUGCUGCUCGCCGCCCUCACUCCACUACCACCGCGCUAGCUCGGCUGGUACACCGAACGUCAUCAUCCCGCAAACAAGGUGCAGUUGUUGUCGUUGUUUCUUCUCGGGAGAGCCGCAAGCAAUGGCGGCCGUCGGCAGGCUGCCGAGCGCGGUGGUGGCCCUGCUGCUCGCGCUGCUCUGCCUGGCGGGGACGUCGGCGGCGACCAACGUGACGUACGACCACCGCGCGCUGGUCAUCGACGGCGUGCGCCGCGUGCUCGUCUCCGGCUCCAUCCACUACCCGCGGAGCACCCCCGACAUGUGGCCGGGGCUGAUGCAGAAGGCCAAGGACGGCGGCCUGGACAUGGUGGAGACGUACGUCUUCUGGGACGUCCACGAGCCCGUCCGGGGACAGUACGACUUCGAGGGCAGGAAUGACCUGGUGAGGUUCGUCAAGGCCGCCGCCGACGCCGGGCUCUACGUGCACCUCAGGAUCGGCCCCUACGUCUGCGCCGAGUGGAACUACGGAGGCUUCCCGCUAUGGCUGCACUUCAUCCCGGGGAUCAAGUUCCGCACCGACAACGAGCCUUUCAAGACGGAGAUGCAGCGGUUCACGGAGAAGGUGGUGGCGACGAUGAAGGGCGCGGGGCUGUACGCGUCGCAGGGCGGGCCCAUCAUCCUGUCGCAGAUCGAGAACGAGUACGGCAACAUCGACGCGUCCUACGGCGCGCCCGGGAAGUCGUACAUCCGCUGGGCCGCCGGGAUGGCCGUCGCGCUCGACACCGGCGUGCCCUGGGUCAUGUGCCAGCAGGCCGACACGCCGGCGCCCCUGAUCAACACGUGCAACGGGUUCUACUGCGACCAGUUCACGCCGAGCCUGUCCAGCAGGCCCAAGCUGUGGACGGAGAACUGGAGCGGCUGGUUCCUCUCCUUCGGUGGCGCCGUGCCCUACCGCCCCACCGAGGACCUCGCCUUCGCCGUCGCGCGCUUCUACCAGCGCGGUGGCACCCUGCAGAACUACUACAUGUACCACGGCGGGACCAACUUCGGCCGCAGCUCGGGAGGGCCGUUCAUCUCCACGAGCUACGACUACGACGCCCCCAUCGACGAGUACGGGCUAGUGAGGCAGCCAAAGUGGGGCCACUUGAGGGAUGUCCAUAAGGCGAUAAAGAUGUGCGAGCCUGCACUCAUAGCAACUGAUCCAUCAUACAUGUCCCUUGGUCAAAAUGCUGAGGCACACGUAUACAAGGCCGGUUCAUUGUGUGCGGCAUUCCUCGCGAAUAUAGACAAUCAGUCUGACAAGACUGUCACCUUCAACGGCAAGGCGUAUAAACUCCCUGCGUGGUCCGUCAGCAUCCUUCCUGACUGCAAGAAUGUGGUGCUGAACACUGCCCAGGUAUGUGCAUUGCCUUGCUCAAGACAAAGAAGCCGUGUUUCUGGAACCAAUCUUGGCCUUGGAUCUGAUUACGGUCACUACUCUUCGCAGAUCAACUCUCAGGUAGCAUCUACACAGAUGAGAAACCUGGGGUUCAGCACUCAAGCAUCUGACGGCUCGUCCGUCGAAGCAGAACUCGCUUCUUCUACCUGGAGCUACGCCGUUGAGCCUGUUGGUAUCACAAAGGAGAAUGCCAUGACAAAGCCUGGGCUGAUGGAGCAGAUAAACACCACCGCGGACGCCAGCGAUUUCCUGUGGUACUCAACAAGCAUCAUCGUGGCGGGUGAUGAACCGUAUCUGAAUGGUAGUCAGUCCAAUCUGCUUGUCAACUCACUUGGGCAUGUUCUUCAGGUCUUCGUCAAUGGCAAGUUUGCAGGUAGCAGUAAGGGUAGUGCUACGAGCUCCCUGAUCUCAUUGACAACACCAGUUACACUUGUACCUGGAAAGAAUAAAAUAGAUCUUCUGAGUGCGACAGUUGGUCUGACGAACUAUGGUGCAUUCUUUGACCUAGUUGGUGCUGGAAUUACCGGUCCAGUAAAGCUGACUGGACCGAAGGGUACGCUUGAUCUAUCUUCUGCGGAUUGGACAUACCAGAUUGGACUCAGAGGAGAAGACUUGCACCUGUAUAAUCCUUCAGAGGCCUCUCCAGAAUGGGUAUCAGAUAACUCUUACCCAACCAAUAACCCUUUGACCUGGUACAAGAGCAAAUUUACAACUCCUGCAGGCGAUGAUCCUGUUGCCAUAGACUUCACAGGAAUGGGGAAAGGUGAGGCGUGGGUGAACGGGCAGAGCAUUGGUCGGUACUGGCCAACAAAUAUUGCUCCACAAAGUGGCUGUGUUAAUUCAUGCAACUACAGAGGACCUUACAGCGCAAGCAAAUGCCAGAAGAAAUGUGGACAGCCAUCGCAGAUUUUGUAUCAUGUGCCCCGUUCGUUUCUCCAACCAGGCAGCAAUGAUAUAGUCCUUUUCGAGCAGUUUGGUGGUGACCCAAGCAAGAUAUCCUUCACGACAAAACAGACAGAAAGCGUAUGCGCACACGUGUCUGAGGAUCAUCCCGACCAAAUCGAUAGCUGGAUCUCUCCCCAGCAGAAAUUACAGAGGUCUGGGCCAGCACUUCGUCUGGAAUGCCCCAAAGAAGGUCAGGUCAUCAGCAGUAUCAAGUUUGCAAGCUUCGGGACACCGAGUGGCACCUGUGGGAGCUACAGCCAUGGCGAAUGCAGCAGCUCUCAGGCUCUGGCAGUCGCUCAGGAGGCAUGCGUUGGGGUGAGCAGUUGCAGUGUGCCGGUGUCAGCAAAGAACUUCGGAGAUCCAUGCAGAGGAGUCACAAAAAGCCUUGUGGUCGAAGCUGCAUGCUCAUGAGUCAUGGCAUGUUUGAUAAAUGUUAUUAGUAGGAAGUAAAAGCAGAUUGAGGGGGUGAAACCAGAUUCCUCCUCUUUGUAGACAAACAGGCAAGAAACAAUAAUUGUUCCAGAAAUGCUAGUCGGAUGGAAUAAAAUAUUCCAAAAUCUAUUAGAGCCAUGGAAGCUAGUAAAUUGUCUACUUAGAAUGGGUUGUGCUACUUGUUAGUAGAACAAUUCUACACAUUCCUACAAUGUAUUCUUUCGCAAUAGAGAUAAGUCAAAUGGAAAAAGCACGCAUUGUCUGUUGAA